Molecule: messenger RNA, 2197 nt
Organism: Trichosurus vulpecula (common brushtail)
Lineage: Eukaryota; Metazoa; Chordata; Mammalia; Diprotodontia; Phalangeridae
Product: equilibrative nucleoside transporter 1-like
Exons: 15
Coding region: 167-1726 (519 amino acids)
Biological process (GO): nucleoside transmembrane transport; uridine transmembrane transport
Cellular component (GO): plasma membrane
Molecular function (GO): nucleoside transmembrane transporter activity
Source: RefSeq, a predicted model, not a curated record
GGCUGCCCGAGGGAGAAGCGGGAAUCCUGCGGAGCUGGAGCUGAGCUCCUGAGGAGCCGGACCGAGCAGGUACCCCAGUUUGUCUUGUGAAAGAGCUGAGGUCUCCGUGGCAGUCUGGUCUCUGGGAUUGGGAAGAAGGACCCCCAGACUGACAGAGCUGGAAGCCAUGGGCAUUACUGCCAUGCCGACUAAUCACCAGCCACAGGACAGGUACAAAGCAGUAUGGAUUAUCCUCUUCAUCUUGGGGCUGGGCACCCUAUUGCCAUGGAAUUUCUUUAUAACUGCCACUAUGUACUUCAAAAGCCGCUUGGGCCCACCCCAGAAUGAAUCGGGUGCCUUGACAGAGGAAAACAGGGACCUACUUGCUACUACGUCAUCACCCCUGCUGAAUCCCAGUUUGCUAAGCUCCAUUUUCAACAAUGUCUUGACCAUAUGUUCCAUGCUUCCCCUACUGGUCUUCACCUGCCUCAACUCUUUCCUGCAUCAGAGGAUCCCUCAGGACCUGAGGAUCUUGGGCAGUAUGGUGGCCAUCUUGCUGAUGUUUGUCUUGACAGCCAUCUUGGUGAAGGUGGACCUUGAUCCCAUGUCCUUCUUCACUGUCACCAUGAUCCAGAUUGUUAUCAUCAACUCAUCUGGAGCCAUUCUCCAGGGCAGCCUGUUUGGCCUGGCUGGCCUCCUGCCUGCCAGCUACACAGUUCCCCUCAUGAGUGGCCAGGGCCUGGCCGGGAUCUUUGCCGCUGUGGCCAUGAUCUUCGCCAUUGCCAGUGGUUCAGAACUAGGACAAAGUGCUUUUGGAUACUUUAUCACUGCAUGUGUGGUCACCGUCAUUUCUGUUUCAUGCUACUUGGUCCUGUCUCGCCUGAAGUUCUACCAAUAUUAUCAGCAAACAAAGAUGGAGGCUGUUGGGGAGCAGGAAACCAAAAUGGAUCUGAUUCAAAGAGGAAUUUUGCCGAAGUCCUGUAAGUUUGGCACCUCUGCGCUGUGCCACGCUUCCUCUUGGGUAGUCUUACUAUCUUCGAUUUACGUCUGUGGGGAAACAGAAGCCCAGAAAGGAGAAGGGACUUGCCCGAGUUCACAAAAGCCAGGAACCCAAGAACUAGAAGGGACCUCAGUUGGCGGAGAGAACUCUGCCAAGAGUGGAGAAGGAGGGAUGUCAAAGCCGAGCACACCUACCUCCCCCUGUGAGAGGCCUUCCAUCAUAACUAUCCUCAAACAGAUCUGGGUUCUGGCAUUGUCUGUCUGCUUCAUCUUCAUCAUCACCAUCUGUGUGUUCCCUUCUGUGACUGCUGAGGUUCAGUCCACCAUUCUAGGGACCAGUGACUGGCAAAAGUAUUUCAUUCCUGUCUCCUGCUUCUUCACUUUCAAUGCCUUUGACUGGGCUGGCCGGAGCCUCACUACUCUCUACAUGUGGCCGACAAAAGACAGCCGAUGGCAACUUCCUGCCCUGGUGGUGGCCAGGAUUGUGUUUGUGCCGCUGCUGAUGCUGUGCAAUGUUCAUCCGAGGAAGAACCUGCCUGUGGUCUUCCACCAUGAUGCCUGGUUCAUCGUCUUCAUUAUGCUCUUCGCCUUCUCCAAUGGCUACCUCGCCAGCCUCUGCAUGUGCUUUGCCCCCAAGAAAGUGAAACCUUCAGAAGCUGAGGCUGCAGGUACAGUCAUGGUCUUCUUCCUCUCCUUGGGCCUGGCCCUGGGCGCCUUGUUGUCCUUCCUGCUCCGCGUUAUAGUGUGACCACUUGGAAUCUUCCAGCCACCCUGCCUUGUCUACUUCUGACCUCUGUUUUUUCACUACCUGUGCUGGGGAUGGAGGAACAGAACUCCUUCUUUGGACCCUGGGGAAGGGGUCCCAAAGGACAGCCCAGAGAGGUCAGUAGCUGUUUGACUGACCAAUGGAACGCAUCUAGGGGCAAAACAGGGUUUAUCCCCUGGCAGCUCUGUAUAUGUCUGUCCAUUCCCAUGUCCAUCCCUCCCUGUGUCUGUAUGUGGUGUUAGGAGCCAGGUGGAUGAGACGAAGCAUUGCUUUAGGGUCAUAUUUUUUCUGGCCAUGUUUUUCCAUCCAUCUAAUUCCAGCACUUUUCCUUUCCCAAGCCUUUCCAUGUGAUGAUGUCUCAUGUACAAUGACAUUUAUUUUUAUGCAUUUUUUAUACUCAAGACAGAAACCAGGUGCCCUUUGAAGGCAUCAAAUAAAUAAUUUGGGAUUUUU